Molecule: messenger RNA, 2447 nt
Organism: Diorhabda sublineata
Lineage: Eukaryota; Metazoa; Arthropoda; Insecta; Coleoptera; Chrysomelidae
Product: dynein axonemal intermediate chain 4-like
Exons: 8
Coding region: 151-2334 (727 amino acids)
Biological process (GO): cilium movement
Cellular component (GO): axonemal dynein complex
Molecular function (GO): dynein heavy chain binding; dynein light chain binding
Source: RefSeq, a predicted model, not a curated record
AUAAAUGUAUUUUAAUUUGACAUGAUAUGUAUUUAUGAUUAAUGUCUUAUUGAUCAAACAAAAUGUCUUUCAUUUGAACAUAAUUUCUAUUUUAUUCGGGACAAUCAAGCAGGUAAGAAACUUUUUAAUAAUAAUAGAUAUCAUUUGAAAAUGGAUAAUAGCAUACCACAAUAUUCUCAAAGAUUACAGACAAAAAAAAGGUAUCUUGGUAGAAAACCAAUUUUAGUGGUAACAAGACAAAAAACACUUCAAGAUCUCGCUAUAACUUAUGAAGGUAAAGAUGUAACUCCCAAACCUUUGAGUCCAGAAAUUUAUGCAGGAGGCAGAGAGAGACAAAUCAGCGUAUUUGAUAUUGGAGAUCGAGAUCGCUACUCAGAUUAUAAAGCAUCAGAGAGCAUGUCCAUACAAAUGUACAAGUCUCAAUCUACUGUAAGAUUCAAACAUGACAUUGAACGACAAUAUCAGCAUAGUUCUGUACAAUUUAGAGGAAGUAUUCCUUACGAAACCAGCAACUAUUACUUUGACAUUUUUAUGGCGCAGGAUAGCCAGAUCGAAGUUGCACCAACAGAAUCAGUAGUUAGUGACGAUCAUAAACUAAGUAUAACAAUGAAACAAAUUCCCACAACAAUAAGUUUGAUUUUAAAAGAGACAUCCACUUUUUUCUUAUUAGAUAUGCCAAGCUGCACAGCCAUUAAAGAUACAGAUGAAGGUAAUAUGGUGGAAGAAGACAAUGAAUUAUAUGAUUAUUUAACGGUUGGAAAAGGAAAAAACAGAAAAGUACUGAAUGCGGAAACUCAGACUGUUCCUCUAGUAAUGAAAACUAGAAACACUUCUUGUUUAAGAACGAAAACACUAGUUGGUACUGCUUUUGCUUCUGCUUGGGACAUGUACGAUACUUUUCAAGACGUUCAAAGUGAAACUGAAGAGAGCGAUGAGUCUGAAGACAGCGACAUAGGCCAUCGUAAAAUUGACGAGGAAUCGUCUAUUGAUAGUUACAAACUAUCUGUUGAUGAGAAACAAAUGAGUAAAUUGAUAAAAAAUCCCAGAUUUCAAGAAGCUGUUUGUGUUACUGAAAGACUGUUGGCAAACAAUUGUUAUAAUGAACAACAGAAAAUAUUUAGGGGGUUGACUGUUCCUGAUCCAUUUAGGGAAAAUAUUGAAUUCAAUUAUAGAUUAGAUUUAUUAUGGACGUUCAGUAAUGCCGAUACUAUAGGUAAAUCGGUGAAUUCAUUCAACUGGAACCCUAGAAACAAAGAUCUGUUAGCCGUAGGAUACGGAAAAUUCUUUUUUCACGACAACAUAACCGGACUAGUUUUAAUAUGGAAUAUAAAAAAUCCAGUUCAGCCCGAAAGAAAAUACGUAUUCAAAGAGCCAAUAACCGCUUUGCAUUUUUCGAAUAGUAAUCCAGUUCUGCUGGCUGUAGGAUUUUAUAACGGUUCUGUUAAGGUUUUAAACAUCUCAAGUAGAGACAUAACAAUAAUAGGAGAAAACGUUCCUACUUUUGAACCGGUUUGGAGUAUUAUUUGGCAGUUUGGUAGAAAUGAGAAGAGAGAUGAAGAACUUGUUAUGGUUACGUUUGAUGAUGGAAGAAUCUGUGCAUAUUCUGUUCAAAGAAAAUUGGAGAUGUCCCAACUUAUGAGAGUGGGGAAAGCAGAUGGAAAACUUAAAGGUUACGAUGCAAUGAAGAAAUGUACUAGUCUAACAAUCCCUGUGUCCAGAUAUUCCGCGGCUCUAUUUGUUAGGCCACACCCGUUAGAUCCCAGCAUCUACUUCGUUGGAACUAACGAAGGAACUAUUCACAAAUGUUCUUUGAAUUAUCUGAGUCAACAUUUGGAUUUAUUUCUUGCCCACGAAGGUUCGGUACAUGAAAUGAAAUUUUCCCCUUUUUUUAAACAGAUUAGCGCCACUUGUGGUGACGAUUGGCAUACAAGGAUUUGGGCAGAAGGAAUGGCGGAACCGAUUUUAUCGUUUGCCGGCUUACAAAGCGUUCAAGGUCUUGAUUGGAGUCCUACACAUUCCACAAUAUUGGUAACAAUUCGUGCACAAUAUAUAGAAGUAUGGGAUCUCCAAAGAAAGGUAUACGAACCCCAAUCAAUAACGCGUUUGCCUUCGAAUGCGCGAUGUACUACAGUACAGUUUACUGAAACUGGAAGGUGUCUAGUUGUAGGUGAUGUAGAUGGAAAUGUACAUGUUUUCUGUUUAGAAGAUAUGCCAUUUGAACCGUUUUUUCAAGAAAAUUUACUUUUUGAAUCUUUAUCAAGAGCCUUGGUAACGGAACCUUAUUUAUUAGCCAAUAUCAAAAAAUUGCGAAGAAUGGCUCACGAUGAAAUUUAAGAAGUAAUUGGAAUUAUUGUUUACUAAUGAUCUUAACUCGAAACAAAAAAAUAUUUUGGAUAUAUAUUUACUUAUAUGUACUUAUUUUUAAUAAAAUUGUAUAAAAGUAGGUA